AUGGCUGUCAAAAACGAGUUGGGCUCCGCCUGGUUGAGGGCGCUACCCAUCACCCCCUGCGGCACUAGAUUGGAUGACUCCUGUGUCCACGUGAGCCUGGGUCUGAGACUCGGAGCCCAGAUCGUCACCGAAUACGAAUGCGCAUGUGGGGCAAGGGUUGAUGAACUUGGAUACCAUAGCCUUUCUUGUCGUCUAGGUCCUGGAAAACAAGCCAGACAUACGGCUGUCAACGAAUACCUGGUACAAUGUUUUCAAAAGACUGGUAUCCCGGUUAUAAAAGAACCCAUGGGUUUGAUAGAGGAAAGAGCCUUUAGGCCUGAUGGUUACACUAUCACCCUAUGGGCGCAGGGACGGUACCUUUUCGCACACCAUGGCUGA
Messenger RNA from Helobdella robusta, 378 nucleotides. RefSeq lists its product as hypothetical. Lineage: Eukaryota; Metazoa; Annelida; Clitellata; Rhynchobdellida; Glossiphoniidae. The transcript has a single exon. The coding region runs from base 1 to 378 and encodes 125 amino acids. The record is from RefSeq and is a predicted model, not a curated record.